Molecule: messenger RNA, 656 nt
Organism: Drosophila guanche
Lineage: Eukaryota; Metazoa; Arthropoda; Insecta; Diptera; Drosophilidae
Exons: 2
Coding region: 66-563 (165 amino acids)
Source: RefSeq, a predicted model, not a curated record
UGCUCUACCCGAAUGGAGCUAUAAAUAGCUGCAACUCGACUUGCCAUAAAAAUAGUCGCUGCAAAAUGGUUCUAGCUGGAACUUGGAUUAUAUUGGGGUUGUCUGUGAGCAGCGCCUGCCUGGCUAGCGCUGCACCUCAGUUGCUGGACUUCCAGGAGGACACCUCGCUGUACGACGACAAUCUGAGUUUUAUCCAAGGCGAUGGCCAGAAAUUCGCCUCCUCUGCCACAACCAUCAUGGACAAUGGCCACACCUUAAUCCACGGCACGGGAGAUAGCAACAAAAUCAGCUACAAUGGACACACAAUCCUCGUGGAACACGGCGUCAUUCGGCUGUUGGAGGGGGACAAGCCGUACACCUUCCGUCCGCAGGCGGACAGUGUGGAGACUCGCAAAUCAGUCAGCAUUAAUGGCCACCCAGCCACAGUGCAGUUCUCGCGGGGAAAUAUAUUUGUGCAUCUGCCCGAUGGCACGGUGGUGGCCAAGAGUGGCAACAACUACUUUGUGGGCGAUCGCUAUGCGGUGGAGAAUCGCGACACGAUGCUGCACAAAGGCCAUCUCUAGCAGCACAACAACCCAACAACGAACAACAUUCGCUUCGCUGUGCUCCGUGGGGGCGUCAUAAAAAUGCUAAAUAUAUUUACUGAGAAAAUACAA